Corylus avellana is the source of this 613-nucleotide messenger RNA. Lineage: Eukaryota; Viridiplantae; Streptophyta; Magnoliopsida; Fagales; Betulaceae. The record is from RefSeq and is a predicted model, not a curated record.
CGACAUGAACAUGGAAGAGUUACACAUAGCUGCUGCAGCCUACUACAACAAUUCCUCCUGGCAACUUCAGCAGCUAGCGAACGACUUCUUCCGCUCAAUGGACAUGAAUAGGGAUGGCCUUGCUAGCCUCAAUGAGUUCGUGGAUUUCUUCAGGCAAUGCGGCUACCACUGGAUCGACCCCAACUUUUUCCGUAGCUUGGACCGCAACAGGGACGGUAGCUUGGAUUUCAAUGAAGUCCUGACGUUGUACUACAUCAUGAAAACCCGGGGCGUGUGGUGCAAUCAAUGCAGAGCAUGCCUUAUGGGACUCUAUUUCACAUGCGUCACGUGCUUUGACAGCGCCGACAACACCUACGAUCUCUGCGCUACUUGCUAUAGUGCACGGAGUUUCCGCCACCACCACCCAACCUUCUUGGAUACCUUCGUCUUGCUACGCUCCAAGAGAGGGCUUCCUCCCGGUGUAGCAAAUCCCAAUCCGGCAUUAGUUCCACAGCCUUAUGCUGCAAAUGCACCUCGAAAGAAUAUAUGGUGGACCGCAUUUCAAGCAUUGGAGACGGCGCUUAGUGUCGGUAAUAUUUUUGCUAGUUGUAGCAUCAUGUGAUCGAGGUGAUCA